Xenopus laevis (African clawed frog) is the source of this 6630-nucleotide messenger RNA. RefSeq names its product bobby sox homolog L homeolog (gene bbx.L). The record is from RefSeq and is a predicted model, not a curated record. NCBI's taxonomy places the organism in Eukaryota, Metazoa, Chordata, Amphibia, Anura, Pipidae. The transcript has 17 exons. Bases 531 to 3317 code for a protein of 928 amino acids. Gene Ontology annotation, cellular component: nucleus. Gene Ontology annotation, biological process: regulation of transcription by RNA polymerase II. Gene Ontology annotation, molecular function: DNA-binding transcription factor activity, RNA polymerase II-specific; DNA binding; RNA polymerase II transcription regulatory region sequence-specific DNA binding.
ACCUGCGGCCCUCCUGCUCCUAUUAAACUACACGUUGGCUUGCAGGGGGAGAUGUGGGAGUUAUAGUUCAUGUAGAGGUCCACAGGUUGAAGUUCACUGCGUGCCCCCAUGUUGAGGUGUGUGUGUGUGUGUAUGUGGGGGGGGGGAUGUUAUAGAGGGAUCGUGUGUGGGGAGGCCUUCCUUGUUAAAGUUCAGUUUAUCAGAUACGUGUUUAUGACACCAGCACCAUGACAGAAAACUUGUAGUCGCUGCCCCCCUGGCACCCACUGGGCCCCCUAAACUCUCCCAGUGACACGGGGGCUGUAAAGAGAUCGCAUGCACAAUGACACCAACCAUCCUGUCGGCUUUCUCCUCCUCCCUCCUGCAAUGCACUGCUAAUAGGUGAGGAGGGAGGCUAAAACUUGUGAUGACAGAGAGGAAGCCCCAACAAACACACACUCGAAUGAAGGAUCCACGGGGAGUGGGCAGUUCGGGUGUGUGUGUGUCUGAUCCAUGUCGCGCAAGAGGGAACAGCGAGACGCUGAGCGGACAUGUCACUGUCACAUGACAAAGAUAUCAAAAUACCGUUACCAUUCUGUUCUUCCAUUUGCCUUUCUUGGUGUAUAGUCAUGAAAGGCAGUGCAAGAAAUAAGGACAAUUCUACUGAAGGAGAAGGAGCUGGAAAACGACCAAAGAGAAAGUGCCUUCAAUGGCACCCACUGCUUGCAAACAAAAUCCUUGACUUUUCUGAAGAAGAUGAGGAAGAAGAGGAUGAAGAAGAUAUUGAUAAGGUCCAGCUUCUUGAUGGCGAUGGUCUUGAAAAUGAUGAAACAGAAGACAAUGAUUCUAGUGAGCAAAGAGCCCGCAGGCCAAUGAACGCUUUCCUCUUAUUUUGCAAACGUCACCGUUCUCUAGUGCGUCAGGAACAUCCUCGUCUGGAUAAUCGUGGUGCUACAAAAAUACUGGCAGAUUGGUGGGCCUAUCUUGACCCUAAUGAGAAGCAGAAGUACACAGAUAUGGCUAAAGAGUACAAAGAUGCAUUUAUGAAAGCAAAUCCAGGCUACAAGUGGUGUCCUACUACUAAUAAACCUGUGAAAGCCCUUUCACCUACUGUAACUACCAGAAAGAAACUAUGGGCCUUUAGCUCAGAAACUGUCAAAGAUGCUCCAAGCCCCAAGAAAGUCCCACAAGAGGAUGAAAUGCCUCAACUUAAUUUUAGUAUUGCAGAUCCCACACAGAUGGGUGGACUGAGUAUGCUGCUUCUUGCUGGUGAACAUGCCUUGACUGCACAUGGGGAUCAUGCUGUGACUGAAAGUGUGGAACAUUUAAGUGACCAUGAGGUUUCUUCAGAUAUUUGUCCUUUAACUGAAUCACGGUUUCCCCAGGAAAACAACUCCUCAUUAUUUCACUUUGAUGAGAUGUCUUCCAGCACAUCACAUUCAGAUGAACCAGCAUCUGCUAACCAAAGUGAGAAGUCUGCACUUUUUCAGUUUGCUGAGAUAUCUUCAGAUACUUCACAAACAAAGAUUAAUUGUGUCAAUGCUGUUCCUGUGAAGUCUUCCCUUUUCCAUUUAGCAGAGAUAUCUUCAAGUUCAUCCCAUUCUGAUUCAUCUACAUCAGAAAAGCAGUGUGGAACAUCAGCAUUGUUUCAGCUUGCAGAGAUGUGUGUGGCUUCUGAAGCUGUCAAAAUAGAAAUAUCCAGCAACGUAGAUGCAGACGAUUUGGUAAGAAAGCCUAUUCCCACGAAGGAAGAAACUGAAGGCUCAUCAGAGGACCUGAUUUUUAGAAAUCUCAACGAUAGUUCACAUGUCUGUGAGAAAACGGAACCCAACAAUGUUAAAACUAAAAAGCACAAAACACACUCCCUAGAACCUAUAGAUGCUGAACUUUUAGGACUUGUGAAACGAGAAAAAGUAAAAAAGAAGAAGAAAAAGAAUAAAUCAGACCCUGAUGCUGCAGAGAAUGCAUCCCCAAAGAAGACUUGUAAAAAAAGGCAAUCAUCGGAGUCUGAUAUUGAAAGUGUCAUGUACACUAUAGAAGCUGUUGCAAAAGGUGACUGGGGUAUUGAGCAAUCUUCCAGUUCUCCAAGCAAGAAGGCACUCAUUGCUACUAGCCCAAAACACAGCAUUUUUGAUUUAAAGUCAACAAAGAAAAAAGUGAAAUCAAAAGAAGGAAAAUUGCAGAAGGAUAAACUCUCAGACAGCACCAAAGAGCUGUAUGUGCCAGAACCCAUAAUUACUGCAUCAAUCAUAGAUUUACCUUCCCAGACUCCUGAAAGUUUAAAAUCAGAGCCACUUUCUCCUACUGAGGAGCUGCCUCCCAUGUGCUUGCCAGAAAUGCAAGAAAUGCUUAAAACUGAGGACUGUAACAGCAAUAAAAAAACAGAAGCUUGUGGGUCAAGGAAAUCAGAACGAUCUUGUAAAGGUGCUCUUUAUAAGACACUAGUGUCUGAAGGCAUGCUGACAUCACUGCGGGCCAAUGUUGACAGAGGCAAAAGAAACUCAGGAAAGGGCUGCUUAUCAGACCAUGAAGGAUGUUGGAAUGAAGACAUUUGGGCGUUCAAUCAAACUGGAACCACUGGGAGUAAAAAGCUGAAAAAAAUUAAACCAAAGGAAGAGUCGACUCUUGGAUUAGCAAAGCUGGAAGAAGAGUUUGAAAAGAAAUUUAAUAGCCUUCCUCAAUACAGCCCUGUUACAUUUGAUCGCAAAAAUACAGUACUUCCAAGGAAGAAGAAAAAGGCCAGCGAUGGUGUAGAUGAGCCACAGAAAGCCAAUAAAGGUGUAUUCCAGCCUCAGAAAAAGAACUUCUUUCACAAAAUCGUAAACAAAUACAAGCACAAAAAGGACAAACAAAUGAUUUCGGAUAAAGCCAUAUCAGAAGAUAAAAACAACAGGGAGAACUCACCCAGGGCCAGUAAUUUUGCAUCAGCUUCCAGCAUUCCAGAAUCUACAGCCAUUCAGGAGCCCCUGGUAGGAAGCCAAAAAAGAAAAGCAAGAAAAUCGAAGAUAACCCACCUUGUUAGAUCUGUAGAUGGACAGGCGUCAUUAAAAGGACAGAUUUCAGAUGGAAAACCACUGCCUAGCAUUUGUGAAAAGAUCUGCAACAAAGAUGCAACAUGUAGAGAUGAAGUCUUAAUCUCUAGAGAAACUGAUGCAGAACAGAAUAGUAGUAUUGCCCAAGACAUGCCUGCUGUAUCUGCAUUUUUUAGUCUUGCUGCUCUGGCUGAGGUAGCAGCAAUGGAAAAUGCUCAUAGAAGUCCAAGAGGAGGCCUUUCCCGAGAUGGACAGAAGAAAGAAAUGUCCCAGGCAGCUGUGCUGAUUUCAUGUGCUGACCAGUAAAGCUUUAUUUUACUGUAAAAUGUUGCUCUAUAGUCGGUUCUAAACCCUAAGCCUUUGAAAAGCAAAUGUUAUCCAUGAGAUGGAAGACAUGACCCCGAGACAAGAGUUUAGAAUACUAAGGACCUUGAUUUCACUUGAAGCCAUUGAGCUUUGCUUGACACGUGAUUGGCCCGAAAAUGGAAUCAUCAAGUUUGCAUUCUGCGGCUACAAUUUAGAAUGUGUCAGUGAAGUUAAAGAUACUGUUUUGUAAUGUGUCUCACUCCAGAAUCAGAACGUGAUACUAGUUUCAUAUAUUAUAAACUUAUUUAAAAAAAAUGGAAAAAAAAUAUAUAUAAAAUCACAUGCACUGCACUAGUUAAUAGAGAUUUUCAGUCAUUUUGUACAUGAGGAUUUAAGUUCCAGAUGGUUUAUAUGAUAGUUUAUGCUUACAUUUAUAUUGUAGAAUCAGUUUUAAAACAUGUUCCAGGAAGUCCUUACUAGCUGGCUAAGAUGUACCAUUGUUAACGGUUGUUGUGUGCCUAUUCUCGUCUUUUUUUUUUCUUAUUUACUACACUUGCUUCAUACCUGUGCACUCUCAAUAAUUAGCCACUGCACCUCAAAAUAACAUUGGUUGAGCAUUUGCAUAAGCUCCUUUUAACUGAGCAAAUUCGUUUGGUUUUUACUUCAUAUUAAUAUCUGCUCUUGUUUUAAAAUAUUGUUUUAAGCCUUAAUAGGCUGAAUCUUGAGAUGCCAAGAUGUGGUCCUACCCUUGCAAUGGUCAAUACAUGGAAGAGAUUGGUUAAUUGUUUGUACUGACUUGUUAAAAACCCAACAGAUGUGGUACGUACAUGGAAAACAACAUGCCAAAUUUGGCUAUUGUAGGGCUAUUGAUGCAACAGUUGCCUGAACAUAGAACAUUCAGUGAAAAUAUUCAGUGUUAUAAUACCCACUCUUUACAGUACAGUGUAGAACACUGUACUGAGAUGAAUCAGGAUUACUCUUCUACAGGGAUAAUUUACUCCAGUACACAAACCAUUAUUAACUAUGCACUAAUGCUCAGUUGAAAUUCUAAUGCAAAUAAGAAAGGACAUGGAGAAUAAUAUUCCUUUCUGUUAUGACACAAUUUUGUCAACUCUACAUUUCCAUUCUCAACUGAUGGUUACAUGGUAGAAAAUGUAACAAUGAUGUAAGUGAAUACAUGCAAUAACACUACUCUGUACUAAUGUGUCUGGACCUCAAAAUAUGCAGUGAAACAAAGACAGGUGGUGCCAUUGUUUUGUUUGUAUGUGUUUGUGAAAAUCCAUGACAAAAAUCUAUUUAUCCCCCAAAAGGGUAACUGAGUGUGUUGCUGUUACUGUUAUGAAUAAUCCAUAGUCUUUAAAGUUGUCUUAAAGAAGUGGUGUCCAGCACAGAUGUUUCGCUUUUAGGCACUACAACAUGCAGUAUUCUGCAAUAGUCUUCAUAUGCUGGAAAAUGUUAGCAGUAGUACAACAUAAAUCACAGCAACUGCCUUAAAGUAAGGUAUGAAACUCGCCAUUUAAAAAAAUAGCAUCUGAAGCUAGAAACAUCUGUAGGGUGAUAAGAGCUAUGCUUUCUAAUACCUGAAGGGAUGUUAUUUUUCUGAUCUAAGAUGUAACAGCUUAAGACUAAUAAUAAUUCAUACACUGGACUUUAGCUACUCGACCUUUGAUAAAUAACCCCCUAAGAUUAAUAUAGUUAUGGGAUCUGUUAUAUAGAAUACUUGGGAUCCAGGGUUUUUCCAUAAUUUGGAGCUCAAUGCCUUAAAGCUACUAAAACACAUUUCAACAAAAGGAAAAAAAAAACAUGACUGUUUUGCCAUCAUUUGGGAUUUACUGUAGCUUAGUUAUCAUCAAGUACAAAGUAUCAUUAUUACAGAUUAAAAGCAUAUCUGUAAAUAAUUAAGAACUGCCUGUUCAGUCAUAAAGUUUUCUAGAUAAUAGAUCCCCUACCCGAACCCCUUUUAUCUUUAAAUGUGAGUGAGACUGUAAUUUCAGUUUGGGGAAGAAGCACUUGCAGAAUAUUAGCAUAAAUGUCAUAAUCAGCUGAAAUCCAAAUAUAUAUUAGUUUACAGCCCUAACGUAGCCAUGCACCUUAACAAUGGUACAAAUGCAUUCCUAUGGAGAAUCCCCUUUAAAAUAUCUAUUUUUGUCUGAUUGCCCCAUUAGAUUUCAAUAUUGUUCCUAGCUAUUUCUGUAUGACUAUGGUACCUUUUUAAAAGAAAAGAGAAUAAUUCCUUAUUUUAUAUGUGAAUUAAUUAUUUACUUGAUCUGUUUCCUAAAACUCUAUUGUCUUCACUAGAGUAGAAAGGGUGGAGGGAUCAAUUUACUGGAUAUGACUGUUUUAUUCUGAAACCGUUUUUUGUAGAUAAUGCUUAAUUUUUAAGCUGCUAGGCAACGAGUGUAGCCGGAUUCCUGCAAAGCUUUAGAUAGUGUCUGAGAUACUUGCCCAGGCUGACUUUCAAUGAGUGAUCUUUACUAGUUACAUUUGCUAAUGCACUGAAUCUCCUAGGCAAGGCAUUGGUUUAAUCAGGUAAAAGAAACAAAUAAUUAGCACAAGUUCCUAACAUUUCACUAUAACAGUUCCUGCUUUAUAUGUGUGUGUAUAAUUAGAUUCCCUUUACCCAUUUUUUGUAACCGCAUACGACCAGAGUGUGUGUCCCAAAAUUGCUGUACUGUUGACUGUAUGACUUUCCUAGCGUUCUUAUCAAGAAAUGCUUAUAACAAAAUGCCUCUUAGGAAGUUUUUGCACCUUACGUAUCUUGAAAAAACCAAAAUACAACACGCAUCUACAUUGUUCCAUUAUUUUGUCAAACUUUACUAAACUAGUUUUAAAAAAAAUAUACAGGAUAGUUUUAUUUCAGCAUCUGUCUUUUUCUGGAUUCGAACCUGUGAAUGAACUUCAGUGUGAAAAAAAAGUGUUUUUUAGUAAGUUAUUGGAAACUAUAGGUGGCAGUGAAGACAAUAUAAAUUAUACAGUAUUCUGUCACCUGUUAUGCCUAUAACUGAUUAUGGUUUUCCUUUUGUAUUGUAUAAUUAAGUUUUAUGUUUGUUUACUGUGCCAUAUGAAAUGUUACUGUAUCAAAAGAUUAACUAUGAUACUGUGGAUUGAUUGCAGCAGAUAUGAAGGAAUGGUAAUUCAAAAUCAGGUUCCUAUCCAAAAAACAUUAAUUAUAUUCCAGUUAUGAGACCAAACUUGUUUAGUUUAUUUGCUACCUUUACGCCUUUUGUGUUUGACCGUAUAUUCAUCCCAAUGCUGUGCUUCAUAAGUGAGUUUAUAUUUAUUAAAUAACAGUAAACUAAUGUUUUAUACCGCU